CGGGGAGGGCGUUCCCGGACGCCUGGGCCCCGAGGAAGCAGUUCCGCCGCUUCCUGCGCGCUGCCGGGUGGUGAGUGCGCGGCGGCGGCGGCGGCUCCGGUCCGAAGCCGCGGGGAUGGGCGCGGGCCGGGGCCGGGAUCGCGGGGGCGGCCGCCGGGUGCCCCGACCCCACCUGGGUGCCCCCAGCCCUGCCCGGGUCUCCCCGUCCUGCCCAGGCAGCGGGGUCGCGCGCAGCGAUGCCCGAGGUGCCCUUGAUCUGCGCCGACACUGCCACACGGGUGAGCUCCGUGCUCAACCGGGACGUGAAGCAGUUCGGGAAGAAGCACAUGUUCGACGCGAACGAGGAGACGUGCUGGAACUCGGACCAGGGCCCGUCCCAGUGGGUCACCCUGGAUUUCCCCCGCACCGUCAAGGUCUCGCGGCUCCACAUCCAGUUCCAGGGGGGAUUCUCCAGCCGGCUGUGCACGCUGGAAGGCUGCAGGACGGGCGAAGAACUGGUGAAAAUAUCCGAUGUGUACCCCGAGGACAGCAAUGCCCUGCAGAGCUUCCAGGUGGAAGAGACGGUGCUGGAUAAGCUGAAAAUCACCUUUGAGAACAGCACUGACUUCUUUGGGAGGCUGGUCGUGUACCACCUCGGGGUGCUGGGGCAGCGGCUCUAGGGCGGCGGCGAGGCACCGUGGGCUGGGUCGCUCCCCGGCCGCCGGGGCCCCCGCAGAGCCCGUCACCAGGGGCUCUGCCCUGCGCGGGGACGUGGGGCGGUGAGCCCUGCCGGGGGGACAUGCUGGCCCCACGUGUGCCCCAAGGUGCUGGCGGAGGGGGACCCUGCUGCCCCGCGGGAUGGCCAGCUGUGACAGAGGGAGGCCAGUGCACAAAGCCACGUGCCUGGACUCGCAAGCCAGCCUGGGGCCUCUGCUACAGGACAGAGCCCGUAUGAGCGGCUGAAUAAAUGGUUGUGGCCUCCUGCA
Molecule: messenger RNA, 965 nt
Organism: Dromaius novaehollandiae (emu)
Lineage: Eukaryota; Metazoa; Chordata; Aves; Casuariiformes; Dromaiidae
Gene: NR2C2AP
Product: nuclear receptor 2C2 associated protein
Exons: 6
Coding region: 237-659 (140 amino acids)
Source: RefSeq, a predicted model, not a curated record